AUGAUGCCAUUACUCGCUAAACUAUUAGCAAACACAGUGUUCUUGCCUCUUCAAAGUCUGCUAGGCAGCAGAUACACAUUGUUGCUCUCUGGCAUUACAGUGGCCAAUGUAUCAUUUGUAUUAGCUGCAGGUGCCUUAUACAAAUUGACAUUAGCAGUAUUACCAAAGAGCAAGCAAUUAGCCUAUGUGUCCUCUAUUGCAUUUUGCUUAUCACCACCUGCUAUGUUCAUGUCCUCAUUCUAUACCGAAUCGAUAUUUGCUUUGAUGACUUUUACUGGUAUGCGAUGGGUAAUUGAAAAGAAGUACAUGCAGUCUGCAUUGAUUUGGGGUAUCGCAUCUGCUGUUAGAUCCAAUGCCAUUGUAUAUGCUGGCUUCUUUUUCUAUGAUUUGGUCUGGAUUCGUUUGAUCAGUCGCAAGAACUUUGUCACUGGAUUGGUUCGGUCCAUUGUAUAUACAAUGACUACAGCAAGCGGGUUUGCUCUAUUUCAAUACUUUGCAUACACUGAGUUUUGCUCGCUAGAUAGACCAUGGUGUGCAGACAAGAUACCACUCAUCUAUUCAUUUGUUCAAAAGGAAUACUGGGAUGUUGGAUUCAUGUCGUAUUACGAGGUCAAGCAGAUACCCAAUUUUGUUCUUGCGGCACCCAUCAUUGCUCUCAGUGUGUCUGGAUUGAAAGCUUAUAUCUAUAAUAAUCCAAUUGAAUUCUGGACAUUGGGGAUAAAGAAGAGCAAGGGCAAUGCCAAUGACGGCUAUUACAGCCCCAGAUUAGCUGUAUUCAUGUACCUGUGGGCUUUUCUACUGCUAUUUGCCACAACCAACAUGCACAUUCAAGUCAUUAUUCGAUUCUUUACAUCAGUGCCACCACUUUAUUGGUACGUGGGGAAUUUAUGGAUCAAAGGAUUCUGUGAGGGCAAACACACAUGGAUGGCCAAUGUUGUGCUAGGCUACUUCGCUAUCUACGGGUUGAUUGGCGUGGUGCUAUUCUCUAGUUUCUUGCCUCCUGCUUAA
This is a messenger RNA of Mucor velutinosus, 1008 nucleotides long. RefSeq lists its product as uncharacterized. Gene Ontology annotation, biological process: GPI anchor biosynthetic process. The transcript is spliced from 5 exons. The record is from RefSeq and is a predicted model, not a curated record. Gene Ontology annotation, molecular function: GPI mannosyltransferase activity; alpha-1,6-mannosyltransferase activity. Lineage: Eukaryota; Fungi; Mucoromycota; Mucoromycetes; Mucorales; Mucoraceae. The coding region runs from base 1 to 1008 and encodes 335 amino acids. Gene Ontology annotation, cellular component: mannosyltransferase complex; endoplasmic reticulum membrane.